Molecule: messenger RNA, 593 nt
Organism: Acanthoscelides obtectus
Lineage: Eukaryota; Metazoa; Arthropoda; Insecta; Coleoptera; Chrysomelidae
Source: the annotation of a GenBank genome assembly
AUGGAAUUCCAGACCUUGCUUUCCACUGUUGAUAUCGACUGUAGAAAGCAACUGUCGCGUUUUGUGGCACUCUGUGUCACAGUCGACUACGCUUCGGGUAUUUUCGGCAAUGUACUAUCUAAGAUGAAAGUAUCUCAUAAUUUUUUAGUAAUAUCUAGUAAUUUUUAAUUUGUUAUGUUUAUGUUUGUAUCGCAUUGGCUCUUUUGACAUUGACUGUAAUUAACCUAUCACCACCUGUGGCAGUGAUUUAUAUAACACAGAAAUUUUGGUUAUUCGCUUGGAUUUGAUUAAUGGCUCUAGUACCUAUAAACAUAGCUGCGAUAUUGGCAGUUGAAGAAGAGGAAAGGCUAGAUGAUAUCUGCAUCGAAAAUAUGGAGAGGAGAUUGAUGAGAAAUGAAAGUGGUCCCUUUUCACUUGAGGAUGUGAGAUUCAAAGGAUUGUUCAGGCUGAAUAAAGACAUGGCCCAAUAUGUUUUAAAUGGCAUCAUACCUCAUUUGAACCAGGUGCCGAAUCCUGUAGCAGUACCUGUUAUCCUGAAGUUUUUUGCUGCGCUUCAUUUUUAUGCUACUGGCACUUAGCAAAGAGUAAUAGGC